Messenger RNA from Penicilliopsis zonata CBS 506.65, 720 nucleotides. RefSeq lists its product as hypothetical. The record is from RefSeq and is a predicted model, not a curated record. The transcript is spliced from 2 exons. The coding region runs from base 95 to 436 and encodes 113 amino acids. NCBI's taxonomy places the organism in Eukaryota, Fungi, Ascomycota, Eurotiomycetes, Eurotiales, Aspergillaceae. Gene Ontology annotation, cellular component: preribosome, large subunit precursor.
GUGCCAGCAUACAACUACAAUUCACACUUUCAAAUCUCUCUUCUCCUCUAGCCUUGUUUUUUCCCCGGUUAUAUCCUCUCAUUUCUCAGGCAUAAUGGCGAAAAGUACUCGGUCAAGCAUCACUAAGCGUAAUCGUGCGAAGCUUCGAUCAACCGUCUUCGGCCCAGUCUCCGAUGCAAGAACAGCAAGACUUUCUGCGAAGUUAGAAGAGAUUGCAGCACAACCCCGUCCAGAGGUCGACCAAAAGAAAUCACCCAUUGAAUCUGCAGCUACUGAGACAGAAAAUAUGGAUAUUGAUACAAAGACCAGUGGGAAGCUCACCAACGCCAAUUCUCAAAAGUCUCGGCGUGUUCAAAAACGAAACAAAAAGGCCCGUAAUUCCAUCGUUUUUCAGCAGCACCCCUCGAAGGCCAAGCGAAUUUCAAAGAAAAAAUGAUCCUUUUCCAAUAACUACCAGAAGAGAAGAAACCCGAUGCUACGCCACGUCUUACGAAGGCCAGCUCUUUUCAUGAUGACGGAUGUGUACAUUCCAUUGAGACCGCUGGCAGAUCUACUUUGCUAUCAACGACAAAUCGUAGAUCUGCCAGUAUCAAUAUAUUUUAACUCGCAAAUAGAAGACACAAAAGGGAUACGAGGGAACUAUAUGGAUUACAGGAGUUCUCGGUCUUUAAAAAGUUUUGAUAUUUUUAAUACAAUAUAAUACUCCUUAUUUUGUUGUUA